AGCCUCGUGCCGCCCAGGGCCCAGGUACGUUGGGGGCUCCUCGACUCCCCCCCAGCUUCUCUGUCCCGGAUGUAGUUUCUUCUUGCACCCGGAGCCCAGGAGGCGCUUCGAUCCCUCCCUCCCUUUGUGUGAGCCCCUCUCUGCACCUCUGGGGCUCUCUGGGGAUCCCUUUCCCUUUCUGUGAUGGGUGGGGCCGGGUGGCGUGGCCCCUCGGGUUCUAGUGCCCAAGUUUCUGGACCAGAAGUCAGGGAUGUGAGAAACUAGCCGAAGGAAGGCCAGCUCAGGGAUAACUGGACUGAAGGUCUCCCGAGGGCUCCUCGGCUCUGAGUCUGUUAUUCUCAGAACUUCCUCAUAAUAGAACCCUCCAGAAGUGAAAUAGGCCACUUUGAUAGGUAAUGAGCUCCCUGUCCCUUAGAGGUAUGCAGAUAGACUGGAAAAGAUGCCCCGCCCCCCCCCCAAGCAGGACCACAGAGGGGCUGGGGGGGUCUCUGAUGAAGGGACAGGCCCCCUCACGCCCUUGUCAUCUCUCGGACUCCGGGGCCCCUCCUCUAGGCCAAGUGUGUUCUGCUCCCUGGUGGGGGGAAGGGAGAGAAGCCCCAAUCCAGCCAUCGGUGCUCUGGCUUGUCACUAAGCCCAGAUGUUGAACUCUGGUUUCUCCCUCUGAAGCUCAGUGCCCUUCUCUGCGUGUUUGUGGACACCAAAGCUCGUCUCUGGAGGACAGAGAGGCCCCCUGGACCCUGAGGUCCCGGGUUCGGAUCCUGCCUCAGACACCCGUGGGCUUUGGACUGCAGACGUGUUGCUUGCAUUCUCGAUGCCUAGGGAGCCCUCUGACCCUGGCAGUUGGGGAAAUGCCACGCGCGUUCCUCCACGGGCCAAGCCUGCAGGGGCAGGAGGUGGUACUGGAACAGCCAACCGUCGAUGGGGCAGAUGUUGGAGGCCUGGAUAGAUGCUUCUAUGGGCUGAGGGUGGCUGCAUCCAGCCUUGAAGAGGGGAAGAAGCUUCCAUGGUGUCCCCAGAAGGCAGCCUUGAGGGCUAGCUUGGAUGCUGGGGGGGAAGGGAUGCCAGACGCAGGGCAGAGCUUGUGCAAAGGCCUGGAGAUGGUAGAUGAAGCAUCAUGGAUGGGGCACAGCAUGCGGGUCGGCAGACACAAGAAGGGGCCAGAUUGGGCAGAGACAUCUGAAAUCCCAACGUGAGGGCCUGGGUGGCUACAGGGGCCUGGGCGGAGGGAGCUUCUGUUGGGGACACAUCUGGGAAUGGGCAUGUGGAGCAGACAAUCGUGGCCCUGUGGGAGUGCCUCCUGCGUGCCAGGCACUGUGCCUGCUGCCGGGGACUCCCAGAGGCAAAAGGCAGCCCUGCGAACAGAUGCAGCCAGAGCGUACUUGAGAUGGGACAAAAGAGGGAGGUGCUGGGAUGAAGGAGGGAUGGGGAGGCCGAGGGAGAGGGCAGUGGAGAGGGGGCGGCCAGGAGACCCUGGAGCGGUCAGUGGAACAGGAGCGAGCUGAGGUUCAGAGCAGGAGAGCCAGAAGUGUGCAGGAGGAGGCCCUCAGCGGGGUCAGGGGCCGCAGGGAGGUACCCAGGGGGGAAGGCUUGAGGAGAGGCCAUCAGACCGGUCCCUGGAGAACACAGAAGCCAGGCAGCAAGGCUGAGCAGGGAGAGGAGGGGGAGGCCCAUGGCCAGCCUUCUUGGGACCUCGGCUGGGAGGGGAAGUGAAGAUCCAGGACGAUGGACAUUCCCGGUGGAGGCUUGCAGUGAUCGUGGAGCUCCAGGCACGUCCAUGAGCAGCAGGGAAGGCCCGGGAGGGGACCUGUGGUAGGGAUGGUCGGCCGGAGAAGGCAGGAGAACGUGUGGAGGUCUUAGACAAGUGAAGGAGCAGCCGUGGGAUGUGAGCAGAGGAGAGGAGCCUCCGUGAGGGGCCUCCCAGCAGGGCCUCAGAGCAGGGGAGUGUGACUGGAGGGCUGGAGAGGAGGGAAGGGCCAAAGGCCUGCCAUGAGGACCCAGCUAGGAGGCAGGUCAGAAGAUGCACAGCCUCUGGUAGGAGGCCUCCAGGCCGGGGCUUUGCGUCUGCUGAUCGGUAGCAUCUGCCCAUGCGAGGUGUGGAAGCCGGCUCCGGCCCUACCACGCCAGAAGGUGUCGAGGGAUCCUGGCAGAGAUGGCGCAGAGCUGAACGCCAAGUUCGAGGUUGGAAGGGAGGAGGGACGGAGACGUCUGUGGACACACUAGAAAAUGGCUGCGCAUGCCCGGGAAGCUCGUCACCUGGACUGGCAGAGGAGGCAGGCGGGCUAAUGCUGGCUCGGAGCUGGGCAAAGAUGGACAAGGAUGGGAAGGGGGAGGGGGGCUCGGCUUGUUUGCAGCCACCGAACACGAGGAAGAGAUUCGGGGCUGCGCCCGGAAGACGAACAGGCAAAAGGAGACCCUCAAGGCAGAAAUGCUGACCAGGAAACGGACGCUUGGUCUGAGUCGGGGCGCAGUAAGAUGGGCAGCCGGGCUGAGCUCAAGCCCCUGCGCCAUGCCUGCGGAAGCCAUGUUGUGUGGUGGUGAGGGGCUGCGAGACCAGGCUCGGCGUGUGAUUUGGGGAAUCUGAGAGACUUCAGGAAUGGCGGAGGUCGGAUCGGGCGGGGCGAGGCUGCUCAGAGCCCUGGCCAAGUCCAUUCGCCUCCGGGGCAGGACCCGUUCUGUUCGCCACCUGCCCGGCCCAGACCCGCAGCACGUUUGUUCAGUUGGCCCGAGUGGUGGACGAGGACAAGGUCAGGCCGGCCCCGAGCGGGUGGAAUGGCUGCAGGCAUACCUGGGCGGCUCUGCAGGGAGAACCCCUUGGCCUGUAGGCCACGCGUGUCAGUGGCUGUGGCUGAGGCACGGAGGACAGCUGGGGAUCCCACAGGAUCACUGCACCGUCCUGCCUCCCAAUACCAGACGGACGAGCAGCCGGUCUGAAGAGACUCGGUGCCGCCCCUGCCGUUCCCCCGGCCUCAGCGGCCUCAUCUGCAAGGUGGGGCUGAGGCCUCUCCACGGAGGGCUCCCUGGAAGAGGCAGCCCCGGAGCUGGACAGGGAGGGAAGUGGGGGAAGGCAGAGGCGGCCAGAGAGGGCAGAAUGUUGAAAAAUGGUGGAUCAGAGGAGAGAGCCUGGAGGGAGGGAGGGAGGCCUCUUCGGAGGCUGUGGCCGCUAGGGACGGAGGUCUGCCCGUCCUCCCAGGGCACACGCUCUCCUCCUCACACGCAGCCUCCCCAGGGGCAGGAAGGAGGCUUGGCCAUCCCCGGGAGGGACCUAGUCCUUGCUGGGUGAUGCGGUCGUGGGUGCGGAUUGGAAGGGGAGCGACCAGGGCCUGAGGGGCCAGCGUGGCCGGAGCCAGGCAGGCAGGCGCAGAGGAUUGUCUGGUCGAGCCUGGACGGACGAUGGCCGGAGACAGACUUCUGAGUUCGGUUUGGUACAAGGGAGGGCUGAGGGCCAGAGAGGGAUGCCGGCCAGGCGGUGCGGCCCGAGGCCUCAGUUUGCCCAUUUGUGAGGUGGGAGGGCCUUUGGGGGAGCCUCCCCGUGGGGGUGCGGAGGCCCCUCCCCCAGCCCGGGCGCUGCCCGCUUGGUGUUCCAGGAGGCCGUGACCUUCAGGGACGUGUCUGUGGACUUCACGCUGGAGGAGUGGGAACGCCUGGGCCCCGCUCAGAGGGGCCUCUACAAGGAGGUGAUGCUGGAGAACUACAGGAACCUGGUGGCGCUGGCCCUGGGCGGACCCCCUCUCUCCCCAGGAGCCGAGUUCCCGAGCGCCAAGCCGGAGCUCAUCUCCCAGCUGGAGCAGAGCCGCGAGCCCUGGGCGGUGGAGGGAGAAGACCUCGGCGGCCUCCGUCCAGAUGGGCGCCCCAAGCCUCGAACUCGGCCUGAGACGUCGUCGCCUCGGGGAGAGAGCCCGGAAGGGCUCGGAGAGGGCCCCGCGCGCUUCGGAGCGGGAGACGCCUGGGAAGGGGACCGCCGGGACGUUGCCACGACACCCCUUCUUGUCCCCCAGCGAGGCCUUGGAUGGAAUGGCUCGGGCCGACCUUCGGGCCCGAGAAGCCCCGCUGCAGCCCCGGGCCCGGAGGGCAGUGAGAGCUCCCGGCCGAGGCCUUUCGGCUGUCCCGUCUGCGAGAGGACCUUCCUUUACCAGUCGGACCUCCUGAUCCACCAGAGGAGCCACACCGGGGAGAAGCCGUACAAGUGCGACGCCUGCGGGAAGGCCUUCAGCAACAGCUCCUACUUCAUCCAGCACCACAUCAUCCACACCGGCGAGAAGCCCUACGCGUGCGCCAUGUGCGGGAAGACCUUCAGCCAGAGCUCGUCGCUCACGGAGCACCAGCGCAUCCACACGGGCGAGAAGCCCUACGCGUGCAAGGAGUGCGGCAAGGCCUUCACGCAGAGCUCGUCGCUCAUCAAGCACCAGCGCUGCCACACGGGCGAGAAGCCCUUCAAGUGCAAGGAGUGCGGCAAGGCCUACACGCAGGUGUCGCACGUGGCGCGCCACCGCAAGAUCCACACGGGGGAGCGGCCGCACAAGUGCAGCGAGUGCGGGAAGGCCUUCUUCCACACGGCGUCCCUCACCCAGCACCAGGCCAUUCACACCGGAGAGAAGCCCUACAAGUGCAACGAGUGCGGGAAGACCUUCAGCCACAGCUCCUCGCUGACGCAGCACCAGCGCGUCCACACCGGCGAGAAGCCCUACGAGUGCAGCGACUGCGGCAAGUCCUUCAGCCACAGCUCCUCCCUGACGCAGCACCAGCGCAUCCACACCGGCGAGAAGCCCUACGGCUGCAACGAGUGCGGGAAGGCCUACACCCAGAUCUCGCACCUCAUGCGCCAUCAGACCGUCCACGUGGGGGAGAAGCCCUACGUGUGCAACGAGUGUGGGAAGGCCUUCAGCCACACGUCCUCCUUCACCCAGCACCUGACGGUCCACACCGGAGAGAAGCCCUACAAGUGCGGUGAGUGUGGGAAGACCUUUAGCCAGAACUCAUCCCUCACGCGGCACUUGAGGAUUCACACCGGAGAGAAGCCUUACGUGUGCAAGGAGUGUGGGAAGCGUUACACCCAGGUCUCCCACCUCAUCCAGCACAAGAGAAUUCACACUGGGGAGAAGCCGUACCGCUGCGGCGAGUGUGGGAAGGCCUUCAGCCGGAGCACACACCUCAACGAACACCAGAAGAUUCAUACUGGAGAGAAGCCCUACACGUGUCACGCGUGUGGGAAGUCUUUUAGCCACAGCUCGUCUCUUAAUCAGCAUCAGAGGAUUCACACCGGGGAGAAACCCUACGAAUGCGACGACUGUGGGAAAACCUUCAGCCAGAGCAUACACCUGAUUCAGCAUCAGAGGAUUCACACUGGGGAGAAACCCUACAAAUGUAAUGAAUGUGGAAAGGCCUAUACCCAGAUUUCCCACCUCCUUCAACACCAGAAAACUCAUGCCGGAGACCUCCUAGGAAUGUAGCAAUCAGCCGGGAUGCCCGCCAGACCAAGCAUGAGAGAACCCCAGCAGUGUUGGUUUGGAGGAGCUUCCCCAAAGAGUGGACCUUCAUUGCACAACGCGCUGAAGGAAAAUCUUAGCAGACACCAGAGGCUGCAUCCUGGAGAUAAUACAGUUUGGGGGAAAGUCCAUCUCUGAGCAUUCGCUUUGAUUAAUCCCCAUCUUCCCUCCAGAUCGCCCAUCUCUGGACCGCUUUGUUGUGGGGAUGCCAUAAGAGAAAAUGGUUUCUGCCACAACCCUCCCCCAGCUCCACUUCCUCCGUGCCGAUCCAUCUGCUGCCGUACAGUUGCUUCAGAUUGAGCGUGAGGAGGCUGCUCGUCUCCGGAGAGAUGAUCUCCUUUUUCAGAACCAAAGUAGAAAAUUAUUUCUUGAACCUGCUACAGCGAGAGUAUCACGGAAAACAAAUGAGCAGGCAGCCACAAACAGUCCCUCCAGGGUCCACUUUAUCUCCACCACAGAGGGAAGGAGAUCGGAGGCAGCCAGCCGACUUCACAUGCCCACUGGCAUCUGAACAACACAGCUGCCACGACGUCUGUGUCAGAGAGAGCCCUGCAUGUCCCCACGUGGUCUUCUUCAUUCGCUUUGCUGUCUUGUGUACCUUCCUCUUCUCGUGUCUCCCUUUCUUAACCAAAAAAAAUUCCUUUUCCAGUGUUUUCCUGAUUUGUGCCAUGUCAGGGGAGGGAACGUCCUCACUGCCAUUUUGGGGGUUUCUCAUUAUUAUCCCACACCUCCAUAGGUUGUUCCCAUCAGUCGCUGUGCCCUUGAUGGCCAGUGGGCUUCCUCUUGUUUUCCUCAGUGACACUUAGCACAUUCCUCUUCUCAUUCCAACAUGUACUCGUUCCUCAGUCCAGUCUGGAACUCCAGAACCCACCUUCUCGCACAAGACGUUUCCAGAUAGCCAGCCAUCCUCCCACCAGAUUGUCGGCUCCUGGAGUCAGACAUCAGUGGCCACACCAAAAGGGAACAGCCCCCCCCCAAAGUCCUGAUCCUUCCCCCACUUCAAGAAGGUCUUCAAGCAAGAAGUGGGAAGAUCCUUCAGUCUGUUCCUGGAUCAGGUAGAGGUUAGACAAGAUGUCCUCUGAAGGCCUUCGGCUGCUGGAUUCUGGAGUCCAUUCGUGUUGGCCACAUGAGGUCCUAGGUUGACCCUUACCUUCCAGCUCCAUUUCUCCUUUUCUUUCAGAGGCUUAUGGAAUUUUGCCCCAGAAGAGCCCUAGGAGGUCAUCUAGUCAUGUUACAGAUGAGGAAACCAGGGCUAAGAGAAAUGAUUUGUCCAAGGUCAUACACGUAGUAAAGGGCAAAGCCAGGAUUCUAACCCAGAUCCCCCAAACCGAGCACCCAACCUCUGAGCCAUGUUCCUUCCAGCCAUGUUUUCCAAAAUAUUCCUUCAUAGCCACAUGCCAUGUAAGAAGCAAGCUUCCUUCUUGGCCAUAGUCUCCUGCCUUAGGGAUUUCCACUGGAUUGGUGGAGGGUGGAGGGCAGGGCCCCCUUCAGUGGCCACAAGGUGACGACUUCUGGCGAUGGUUUUUGUUGUAAAAGCCUUGUUUGAAUCUUUUGUGUCGUGAGCUCACAAAUGCCUGCUUUGAGGCCUCUCUGGGACAUGGCGGUGGCCCUGGGUUCCCAAAGACACGCUGGAUGGUGGCCCAGAAGCUCUGGCCUGUGCUUCCAGCUUGGGAGGGCCUGGAAUAGGAGUUGGAUUCUGUCAUCGGAGGGCUGAAGUCUCAGCAGGUCCAGAGACUCGUCGCUAAACUGGCCGCAGAGUGAUGAGGUUUGUCAGCCACAGCAGCUUGGGCCAACGUUGUUGUCGGCUCAGCCCUGGGUGGCUCAGAUCUGUACCAGAGGGAGGUGGAUUCAAGGGAGAAGAAUGAAGGUGGGACAUAGGAGGUCGGAGCUGAGAAAGCCCUGAGAGAUCCUCAGUCCAAGACUCAUUUUACAAGGGAGAAACUGAUGCUCAGAGAAGGGAAGGGAUUUGCUUCAGGUCACACAGCUAGUAGGGGGCAAAGCUAGAACUAGAACCUGGGUCUCAGCUCACCCCAGUGUUCCAUAGGCACCGCCAUGUUGCUUCUCAGGCCGCUGAGGGUCAAAUCCUGACUCCUCUGUUUAUUAGAGGCAGCUGGAUGGCACAAUGGUCUGGAAUCAGGAAGAUCGGGGUUCAAAUCUGGCCUCUGAUAUUUAGCAGCAAUGGGACCGUUAGCAGAUCACUUAACUUUGUUUACCUCAGUUUCCUCAUCUGUUAAGAUAAUAGCACCAAUUGUGGGGAUAAAAUGAGAUGAUACUUGUACAGUGCUUGGCAGUGUCUGGCAUAGAGAAGGCUCUAUGUCAAUAUUAGCUCUUCAUAUUUUGAUCAGCUUUAUGACUUUAGACAAUUCCCUUACUCCCACAGGGAGCCUCAGUUUCCUCAGCAGUCAAGUGAGGAUCAUCCUAAUGCUUGUAUUACCUACCUCACAAGGCUGUUAUACGGCUCAAAUGAGACACUGUGUGUGAAGUGCUUUAUCAUCAUAAAGAACUAUGGAAGUUUACGUAACUAUCCUUGUGGCCUCUUUGGGGACCAGAAAUUUGGGAAUUUUGCAGAAUCGAAGAAAUCCGUGCAGCCUCGCACUAAGUCCCUAAUAUCGUUUGCAUCUUCUUUCAAUCGAUCCGUGUGGGUGUUCCCUUUGUCACGGCAGCUCACCGCCUACCAACCUGUGCUCUCCCAUCUGCCUGUCUCCUCCUGUCCAUUCCUUCCCCAAAUCUUCCCGAGAAGAUCCGAACAUUCUUCGGUGUCAGGAGAGCACUUCGACAUGGCCGUCUAUUUUGUCAUCUUCCUAGCUCUCGGGUGUGUCUUGCCCACUUCUGUCUCCAAGCUGGAUGACCUCCCUCGCUCGACUCCUCGGACAUGAGUCAUUCUGGAGAACGCUCUGCAGCAGCCUCCUUACGUCCGCCAUGCCCCUCGGGUUCCCGACAAUGUGGGUUCUUCAGAGAUUAUGAUAUUUCGGACCACUCUGUGGCCAAAGUAUUUAAGCUUCAGCUUCCAUAUUUGAUCUUCCAGUAAACAGACUGAACGCAUUUCUUUAAGGAUUAACUGAUUUGAUCUCUUUGUUGUCGAAGGGCCUCUCAAGGCUCUUCUCAAGCACGAGUGUCCAUUCAGCAGUGCUCAACUUCUCUUACAGUCCAACUCUCCCAGCCAUAUGUUGUUCCGGGAAAAACCAUUGAAUCCAACUCAUUUCAUUUUACAGGCGAGAAAACUGAGACCCAGAAACAGGUGGCAAGUGGCCUAAGGUCCCCUAGCUCCUUACAAAGCCUCAUUUUACAGAAAUGGAAACAGAGCUCAAAAAGGGAUGGGAACGAUGGCCAUCCAGUGAGGUAGGGGCAAGGCCACCACUAGUAAGGGCUUAGACCAACCAAGCUACCUUUCAGCUCCAAGUCCUGUGACCCUCUGACUUCAGGUCUUCUGGCACCCCAGGGCCCUGUGCCUUGCUGCCUCUCAAUCCUUGCCUUCAUACUUUCCUUUGUCUCAGUCUUUGCCCUUCCUUCUUAGUCCCUUAUAGACUCUUCUGCCAAUAGAAUGGCUGAGCCAUAAAGGAUCCGACUGGCCAUUUAGUCCAACUCUACUCCAUUCCCGGCACUGCCACCGCCGCCCUUUGUAGUUGGGGAAACUGAAGUGGAGAGAAGAAAAAGAGCCAAGGCCAAGGUCACGUGGUGAUUUUAAAUAUAAUCUAGUCACUAGUCAGAGCUGGAAAGGACCCCAGCAGAUUUAGACCAAUGAACAGGAAUCUCCGACAUGUAGCCAAAUAGACUUUCCUUAAAGACUUCCAAUGGAGGAGAGGGUCCAAUCUUUACAUGCACCCCUUUGCAAUUCCCCCCCAUCGCUCCUGGGUCGAAGUUCAGUGGCCAAGCUGAACAAGUCUCUCUACCAUAUAAGAACCUUUCAAGUACCUGAAAGCAGCCGUCCGAAGCCUUCUCCAGAUUAAACGUUCCCAAUUCCCUGAACUGAUCGGCAUGGGACACGGGCUCAGGCCUCCUCGCCAUUCUGGUCAUUGUCCGCUGGUCACUCCCCAGUUCAUCCACAUCCUUCCUAAACUGUGGGGCUUGGGACUGGACACAGAUCCGAAGAGAGCGAGAUUCUCAGAAUGCAGCCCAGGAUUGCACUGGUUAUUUCGACCCCUCACCGUUUCAAGCCUGCAGUCCAUGAAAGUCCCCAGAGGCUUUUCAGGCAACUGGCUCUCGAGCCAUACUUGGCCCACCUGGGUCCUGUGAACUCAAUUUGAGGGACCCGAAUGGAACAUCUUAAAUGUAUCCCUAAAUUUCGGCCAAAUGUAUCGGCCUGUCGAGACCUUUUGGAGAUGGGAUCUUGCCAUCCAGCGAAUUAGCUCCUGAUCUCCCCAGCUUCUCUCAUCUCCAUAUUGGAUAAGGAUGAUGUUUCUAGUUAGACGCCCGUCACAGAUCUGAGCACAGGUCCCUGGAGGGCUCCGCUGGGGAGACCUUUUCAAUCCCCCCAAACUGUGAAAGACCCUCCAUUCCUUUAGUCAUUUUGGGAGGAACCCAAGAGUGCUGCUCAUCGCGCAGCUCACGUCUUCUCCGUCUUUUCCCCAAGGAUAGAAUGCAGUAUUGUGUUAGCCGCUUAGCUGCAACUACGACGGGCUCUGUCUCUUGUGUUCCUGUAGUUACCAGUUUCGAAACCCUAUCCUAGAAGGAGAGGAAUUAAAUCUGGCGUUCCCGGGCUUUGGGAAACCGUG
Messenger RNA from Monodelphis domestica (gray short-tailed opossum), 10195 nucleotides. The record is from RefSeq and is a predicted model, not a curated record. NCBI's taxonomy places the organism in Eukaryota, Metazoa, Chordata, Mammalia, Didelphimorphia, Didelphidae.